Messenger RNA from Bactrocera latifrons, 2349 nucleotides. RefSeq names its product neither inactivation nor afterpotential protein C (gene ninaC). NCBI's taxonomy places the organism in Eukaryota, Metazoa, Arthropoda, Insecta, Diptera, Tephritidae. Gene Ontology annotation, cellular component: myosin complex. Gene Ontology annotation, molecular function: protein binding; ATP binding; cytoskeletal motor activity. The record is from RefSeq and is a predicted model, not a curated record. Gene Ontology annotation, biological process: protein phosphorylation.
GCCUAUCGUGCUGGUAGCUGAUGGUAUAAGAUAGUUGUUUUUAAAUAAAGUGACAAGUUAUUAAAAAAAAUAUAUAUAUUUAUUAAAAAAUCUCACAAAUUUGUUUUCAAGAUGUAUUUACCAUACACACAACUGCCCGAUCCAACAAACAAAUUCGAGAUCUAUGAAGAAAUUGCACAGGGCGUCAACGCAAAAGUAUUUCGGGCAAAAGAGUUAGAUAAUGAUCGAAUGGUAGCGUUAAAAAUUCAGCACUAUGAUGAGGAACACCAAAUAUCGAUUGAAGAAGAGUAUCGUACUUUACGCGAUCACUGCAAUCAUCCAAAUCUUCCCGAGUUUUAUGGCGUCUACAAGCUUGAAAAAUCAAAUGCACCUGAUGAAAUAUGGUUUGUUCUAGAGUAUUGCAGUGGGGGUACAGCCGUGGAUAUGGUCAACAAAUUGAUAAAAUUAGAACGGCGAAUGCGUGAGGAGCAUAUUGCCUACAUUAUUCGCGAGAUAUGUCGUGGCGCUAUUGAGCUAAAUAGAAAUCACGUCAUACAUAGGGAUAUUAGAGGUGAUAAUAUACUUCUUACCAAAGAUGCACGAGUCAAGCUAUGUGAUUUCGGUUUGUCACGUGAAGUUGAUUCAACAUUUGGAAAACGUGGAACAUGCAUAGGAUCACCAUGUUGGAUGGCUCCGGAAGUUGUGACUGCAAUGAGUGCAAAGGGCGCUGAGAUUUCCUCCCGAGCAGAUGUCUGGGCGCUAGGCAUAACCACAAUUGAGUUAGCGGAUGGCCAACCACCUUUUGCCGACAUGCACCCCACCAGAGUUAUGUUUCAAAUAGUUCGUAACCCUCCGCCGACUUUAUUACGGCCAACUAAUUGGUCACAACAAAUCAAUGAUUUUGUAUCGGAGUGUUUGGAGAAAAAUGUUGAGAAUAGGCCUAUGAUGGUUGAAAUGAUUGAGCAUCCAUUUCUGAACGAAUUAUUUGACAAUGAAGAAGAAAUGCAAGCAGAUCUUCGCGAACUAUUAGUUUUUUGUAGAGAUGCUCCACCUAUAUACAAAGAACUUGAAAUAUUUGUUGACAGGGGUUAUAUAAAACGAUUCGAUGGAAAACCGGAACGUAUGUACCCAGAAGACUUGGCUGCGAUUGAAAAUCCAACAGACGAAAUGAUUUUAGAAUCACUUCGAAGCCGUAUGGAGCUCGGUGGGUCUUACAGUUUUAUCGGAGACGUUUUAUUAUCACUAAAUUCAAACGAUUUGCAAACAGACUUUGACGAAGAGUUCCACAGUAAAUAUAAGUUUAAGUCGCGUUCGCAAAACUCUCCCCACAUUUUCGCAGUUGCUGAUAUUGCUUAUCAAGAUAUGCUACACCACAAAGAACCACAGCACGUUGUAUUUUCAGGAGAGAGCUUUUCUGGUAAAUCAACCAACGUGCGUCUGCUCAUAAAUCAUUUAUGUUACCUCGGAGCUGGUAAUCGGGGUGCAACAUUAAGAGUUGAAAAUUCAAUCGAAGCAAUUCAAAUGUUGGUAAACGCAGGUACACCUAUUAACAAUGAGUCCACACGGUGUGUGUUGCAGUACUUCCUGACCUUUGGUCAGACAGGAAAACUGAGUGGUGCCGUGUUUAAUAUGUAUAUGUUAGAGAAACUUCGAGUUUCCACUACGGACAUGAACCAGCACAACUUUCAUAUCUUUUACUACUUCUACGAUUUUAUGAAUAGUGAGAGUCUACUAAAAGAGUAUCAUUUAAAAAGUGAGCGUGGAUAUCGAUAUCUACGUAUUCCAGCCGAAAUGCAACCAACUAAAUUGAAGUACCAUCGCGAUGAUCCCAUUAACAAUGUUGAACAUUACAAACGCUUCGAGUGCAUUUUGCAAGAUCUUGACUUUAAUCACAAACAACUAGAAACAUUACGCAAGGUUCUUGCUGCUAUUUUAAAUAUUGGCAACAUUCGAUUUCGAUCUUCUGGUAAAUAUGCAGAAGUGGAAAAUACAGAAAUGGUUACUCACAUAGCAGAAUUAUUGCGAGUAGACGAGAAAAAAUACAUGUGGUCAUUAACAAAUUUUAUUAUGGUUAAAGGCGGCAUAGCAGAGAGACGUCAAUACAGUACUGAAGAAGCGCGUGAUGCCAGGGAUGCUGUGGCAUCGACAAUAUAUUGUCGACUCGUCGAUUGGAUAAUUAAUAAGAUAAAUAUGAAUUUAUCAUUUCCUCGUGCUGUCUUUGGUGACACUAACGCCGUAGUUGUGCAUGAUAUGUUCGGAUUUGAAUGUUUUCAUAGAAACGGUUUAGAACAGCUGAUGAUAAAUACUUUGAAUGAGCAAAUGCAAUACCAUUAUAAUCAACGAAUUUUUGUAAAUGAAAUGCUCGAAAUG